AUGGCUGAGAUCAAUUUCUUAUGUGUUCAUAAGAAGCUUCGCUCUAAGAGACUUGCCCCUGUUAUGAUUAAGGAGGUUACAAGGAGGGUUCAUUUAGAGAAUAUUUGGCAAGCUGCUUAUACUGCUGGAGUGGUUCUUCCAACACCAAUAACAACCUGUCAGUAUUGGCACAGGUCUUUGAACCCGAAGAAGCUUAUUGAUGUUGGCUUUUCGAGGCUUGGUGCGAGGAUGACAAUGAGCCGGACAAUAAAACUUUACAAGUUACCAGAUUCCCCUGCUACCCCUGGAUUUAGAAAAAUGGAACUCCGUGAUAUACCUGCUGUUACAAGGUUGCUAAGAAAUUACUUGAGCCAGUUUGUUGUUGCACCGGAUUUUGAUGAUAAUGAUGUGGAGCACUGGCUUCUUCCAACUGAGAAUGUGGUUGAUAGCUACUUGGUUGAGAGCCCAGAGACUCAUGAGAUCACUGACUUCUGCAGCUUCUAUACUCUUCCAUCCUCUAUCCUUGGCAACCAGAAUUACUCAACAUUGAAAGCUGCCUAUUCAUAUUACAAUGUUAGCACGAAGACUCCAUUGCUUCAGUUAAUGAAUGAUGCACUGAUUGUUGCCAAGCAGAAGGAUUUUGAUGUUUUUAAUGCAUUGGAUGUCAUGCAUAAUGAGUCUUUCCUGAAAGAACUGAAAUUUGGACCAGGUGAUGGGCAACUACACUACUAUCUUUACAAUUACCGCAUGCGGCAUGCCAUGAGACCUUCGGAAUUAGGGCUUGUACUGUUGUAG
This is a messenger RNA of Dovyalis caffra, 774 nucleotides long. The record is from the annotation of a GenBank genome assembly. Lineage: Eukaryota; Viridiplantae; Streptophyta; Magnoliopsida; Malpighiales; Salicaceae.